Molecule: messenger RNA, 1860 nt
Organism: Wasmannia auropunctata (little fire ant)
Lineage: Eukaryota; Metazoa; Arthropoda; Insecta; Hymenoptera; Formicidae
Product: protein bric-a-brac 2-like
Exons: 6
Coding region: 31-1317 (428 amino acids)
Biological process (GO): regulation of transcription by RNA polymerase II
Cellular component (GO): nucleus
Molecular function (GO): protein binding
Source: RefSeq, a predicted model, not a curated record
GGUAAGUCUUUCGUCUGGUGCUAGCGUUCUAUGGAUAACCUUUCGGGAAGCAGAAUGGGUUCCAGCCAACAGUUUUCUCUCAGAUGGAACAAUUAUUUAAAACACAUCACUUGUGCUUUCGACACAUUAAGGACAGAUGAGGAUCUCGUGGAUGUCACUCUGAGCUGCGAAGGCAAAAGAAUUAGGGCACAUAAAAUGCUUCUGUCAGCAUGUAGUACAUAUUUUAGAGAUUUAUUUAAGGAAAAUCCGUGCCAGCACCCCGUGAUAAUAUUCCGUAAUGUCAAAUUCGAUGACUUGGCUGCCUUGGUCGAUUUUAUGUACCAAGGCGAAGUAAACGUUGUACAAGAACAGCUAGCGAGCUUUCUCACAACAGCAGAGCUCUUGGCGGUGCAGGGCCUUACGGAUGGCACAGGGAAAGAUGAUAAUCUAGUAGAGGAUGACAUAGAAAUUCCCAACGAGCCUGAAGUUCAACUGCAGAACACUUCCGGUAAAUCGUCGAGUGAUAACAAGAGGAAUAAGUCCCCGUCGUCUCCGAUGCCAUACCAUGCCGUCGAAUUGCAACCCGAAGUGCCGCCGAACAAGAGGAGAAAAAUUCGAGAGAGUUCGAAUGUGAACGCGGAGAAGAACUCGGCGGGGAUCAACGCGAAGGAUUCCGACGGGAAGACGUCGGAAAAUCAGUCGGGGUUGGGCUCGGAUCCGGUCGAGAUAAUUCCCCUUAUGCCGAACUUGAAGCUGGAGAUGCCGGAAUACCUGGAGCAAGACGGUAGCAGUUGUAGUUACGAAGAUCAGAGUAUAGGCGACAAUACGCUGAAUAAAAUCGCCAUAGACGACACGUCGUCGACUACCCCCGAUCACGAACAGAAGCUCGACAUUAGUCAGACAUUUUACUCGAGUCAGUCGACAUCGGACGGUUUGGACGGCAAACAUCAGUCAGAUGUUGGACACCUGCUAUCUAAACCAAGUACUUCGGGAGAGAGGUCAUCACAGGAGGUACAGGAAUCAGAGCACAAUUACGGGAAGCAUCAACCGCUACCACCACUACAACAACAACAACAACAACAACAACUACCACCUGCGCCACCGCAGCAAAUGAGCCUCGUUCUCGACGGGGCCAGGCGCAGAUCUAAGCUGCACUACGUGGUGGAAAGCGGUCGUUGGGUGUGCGACGUCUGCGGCCGAACCUACAAUCGUGGCGAUUCCCUAGCCCACCACCGCAGUAUACACAGGGGCGACACGAUCUGCCCGAUCUGUCAGACCGUCUUCACGCGAAAGUACACCAUGCGCUGCCACAUGGUGAACGUGCACGGGGUCAAGUAAUGACGUGCGAAAUGCGGCCGCGGAUGUGCGCGGGGACGGGGACACGAUAGAGAAACUCGAGGGACGAAGCGCGGUCUUCGUAACAGAAUUGGGCAGGACACUUUGGGGUUCGUCUAAUUUUUAACGUCACAUUCGCGAAAAGUUAUAGGGCAUCCAUAAAGAAAAAGGAUUUACGUCUCUGGAAGACGAUAAACCAUGUAAGAACGUACUUAUAUCGUGCGCGGAUGUACGAUCGACGUCAGUAGACGUACCAUAUGUUCGACUUUGACGAAACGUGACUAGUCUCUCGCGGGUAUGAUAGUCGAUUACGUCGGUUUGGACGGGUCAGAGAUUUGAGAUUUUCGGAUAAUUGAAAAGAUCUUGAGGCUUUCGGAAAAACCCGCGACUUUUAGACUCUUGCUUGCGAAAGGUUCUGGGAAUUUAAGAUCCAGCGAACGAAGUUAACUUUAUUAUGCAUACAUAUUUGUUUAUAGCAGUAGCUUUGAAAUAUCUUGAUAUGCGUCACUAAUUAAGUCUUUUGAGUUUUUAUCUAUUUUAUAAAAA